UCGCCGAAGUUGGAUUAGAAAAAGAAAGCAAAAAAAAAAAAAAGUAUGGCGACUUGGAUAACGUUUCAUCCUCCGAAUUCAUCUUAUUUACGCCUCAUGCCAUCACCAUCAUCAUCGUCAUCAUCACCAUCACCGUCUCCGGCUUCAUCCACGUCGCGUCGAAGUAACUGUUGUCUCUUUAAGCCACCUCGAUGCGUUCCACUACAGCAACAACUAGAUCCCCAGCUCGUCGAGCAGGGCGAUUUCGAUGGAGCUGUGAUAUUGUGUGAGGAUUGUAACGGGAAAGGAUGGUUGCUUUGUGAUUUCUGUAAAGGUCAGAAAACAAAUGUGAAAUCUGAGAACAAUCGAAUCUAUCGACGAUGCCCAACUUGUAAAGCUGUUGGAUUUGUGUUGUGUGGAAAGUGUAAAGUGUUCAAGUGUGUCACAUUUCCUAAUUCAGAAGACGGCGAUGAACUUAUGUUCUAAAAGCUUUCCUUGUGGUAUCUUCAAUGAUUUGGUUGUCGUUAUAACCUCUACACUCAUCUUGAAAGCAGAAGAAAACUACUACUAGUACACACUCCAACUGUUUUUAUGACUCCAAGGCAUAUGGUUAUUGUUCUUGGUAAUUUGCUGAUGAUGGAUCUUGCUGUCUUUACAGAACCUGUAAUACAUUAUAUCCUCGAUAACAGGUUCAGGAGAUGAUUAUGAAUGCACAUGUAUUAGGCGAUUUGUUUAGAUUAAUAGAUGGUAUUAAAUCUCAAGGAACAAAGAUGUCAUGUGGCGUUUUCCCUUUUAUCGGAUCUCUAUGUUUUAUGUUUUGACUUUGACACUCAUUAAUCAUAUGGCAGAGGAGAACCAACAUGUGAUUUCAUGAA
This is a messenger RNA of Camelina sativa (false flax), 854 nucleotides long. RefSeq lists its product as uncharacterized. Lineage: Eukaryota; Viridiplantae; Streptophyta; Magnoliopsida; Brassicales; Brassicaceae. The record is from RefSeq and is a predicted model, not a curated record.